Messenger RNA from Bathycoccus prasinos, 1053 nucleotides. RefSeq lists its product with no specific name. The coding region runs from base 1 to 1053 and encodes 350 amino acids. Gene Ontology annotation, cellular component: endoplasmic reticulum. Lineage: Eukaryota; Viridiplantae; Chlorophyta; Mamiellophyceae; Mamiellales; Bathycoccaceae. Gene Ontology annotation, biological process: peptidyl-proline hydroxylation to 4-hydroxy-L-proline. The record is from RefSeq and is a predicted model, not a curated record. Gene Ontology annotation, molecular function: procollagen-proline 4-dioxygenase activity; iron ion binding; L-ascorbic acid binding. The transcript has a single exon.
AUGCGCUCUUUUGAGCGUUUGUCUGUCUUUUCAUCGAGAAAAUUUCUCGUUUUCGUCGUAGUAUUGCUGUGUAAAAGGUGUUUUUGUGAUGCCAAAAUCGGAUUCGGAUUGGACGACUCCAACGGGGAAAAGAAAAUCGAUUUCGAACACGAAGCGUUAGAUUCCAACCGAUUCCCCGGAUGGCUCGGCGAAAAACACCGCCCAUCGAUAAACAAAGAUAAAGAGUUAGGCACGUGGACGGAACCUAUCAGUUGGCAACCGCGAGCGUUCGUGUUGCAUUCGAUUUUGAGCGAGGAAGAAUGCGAAGAGAUUUUACGAAUUGCGAAACCGAUGAUGAAGCGAAGCACGGUGGUGGAUUCGAUAACCGGGGAGAUUAAAACGGACCCGAUUCGAACGUCGAAGCAAACUUUUUUAGCGCGAGGGAAAUAUCCGGUAGUGACGAGAGUGGAGGAAAGGUUAUCGAGAUUUACCAUGCUUCCUUGGUACAACGGCGAAGACAUGCAGAUUCUUUCGUACGGCGUCGGCGAGAAGUAUUCGGCGCACCACGACGUGGGAGAGAAGAAUACGAAAUCUGGGCAGCAGUUGAGCGCGGAUGGCGGGCAAAGAGUCGCGACGGUUUUGUUGUACUUACAAGAUACCGAAGAAGGCGGGGAAACCGCGUUCCCGGAUUCCGAGUGGAUUGAACCGGAGAGCGAAUACGCGCAGCAAAAAUUCUCCGAGUGCGCCAAGAACGGCGUCGCGUUCAAACCGAAACGAGGCGACGGAUUGCUCUUCUUCUCCAUAACCCCGGAAGGCGACAUCGACCAAAAAUCCAUGCACGCCGGGUGCCCGGUCGUCAAAGGCACGAAAUGGACCGCAACGAAGUGGAUUCACGCGAGACCGUUCCACUAUAAACUCCCAAAUCCGAAACCUCCCAAGGAAGGGUGCGAGAAUACGGACGAGAGAUGUAAAGGGUGGGCCAACGCCGGCGAGUGCGAGCGCAACCCGGGGUUCAUGACGAAAAACUGUAAGUGGGCGUGCAGAGUCCCCGGGUGCGAACAUAAGGGUAAUUAG